CGCGGCGCGGCGCCUCGGGGCGUCUGGGGCCGCUGGGGCGUCGGGCGGCGGCGGCUCCUCCCCCGCCCCCCGGACGCGGGCGCGUUACUCAUUAACUGCGCGGUCCCGAGCGCCCGCGGCUGUGAGCCGGAAUCCCGGUUACCUGUCGGCGGGGCGCGCGCGCGGCCGGGAGCUGGGGACCUGCGGUCGCGGAGGGGGUGGGGGUCUAAGAGAGUUCCCCGAACAAGUGUGCAGCCCCGCGCUGCGCGGGACCUGGAGCAGGAUGAAGCCGUAGGCUUGGACCUGGGGUCGUAGAAAAGGACAAGCGAGGCUCGGUGCCGAGGCGUAGAGGUCACGCUCGGCGGGUUUCGGCGAAACCUGGGGGACCGGAGCGAGCGCCCGGAGUCGCGCGCCUUAGGGUGGCAGAGCAUUUCAGCCUGACUUUUGUUUCGGGGAGUUGAGAAGAGCUGCACCGACGUAAUUGUAAUUACACUGCCCUUUCAGCGUUGACAACUCUCUGACCGCCCUGGGACCAGCCGGCUCUAAUGGACUCUAGAAGUGAUGAUGUUAGGUGGAAUCUGCAGCACGUGAAGAGUUGCCAGUUGUUAUGGGAUUAAGAAAACAAAUCUGUAAUGGCUAAAGGGUUAUCUUAUGAUGAGGCUUUUGCUAUGGCUAAUGACCCCUUGGAAGGCUUCCAUGAAGUAAACCUUGCUUCACCUACUUCUCCAGACCUUCUUGGUGUGUAUGAAUCAGGAACUCAAGAGCAGACUACCUCACCAAGUGUCAUCUACCGGCCACAUCCUUCAGCUCUGUGCUCUGCCCCCAUUCAGGCUAAUGCCUUAGAUGUUUCCGACCUUCCUACACAACCUGUGUAUUCAUCCCCCAGACGUUUAAAUUGUGCAGAAAUAUCUAGUAUCAGCAUCCAUGUUACAGAUCCAGCGCCUUGUUCUACCUCUGCAGUCACAGCUGGGUUAACUAAAUUAACUGCGAGAAAGGACAACUGUAAUGCAGAGAGGGAGUUUUUACAGGGUGCUACUAUACCAGAGGCUUGUGAUGGCAGUGACGAUAUAUUUGGGUUGAGUACUGAUAGUCUGUCCCGUUUACGAAGCCCAUCUGUUUUGGAAGUCAGAGAAAAGGGCUAUGAAAGAUUAAAAGAAGAACUUGCAAAAGCUCAGAGGGAACUGAAGUUAAAAGAUGAAGAGUGUGAGAGGCUUUCUAAAGUACGAGAUCAACUCGGACAGGAACUGGAGGAGCUCACAGCCAGUCUGUUUGAGGAAGCUCAUAAGAUGGUGAGAGAAGCAAAUGUUAAGCAGGCAACAGCAGAAAAGCAGCUAAAGGAAGCACAAGGAAAAAUUGAUGUACUUCAGGCUGAAGUAGCCGCAUUGAAGACACUCGUGUUGUCCAGUUCUCCAACAUCACCCACACAAGAGCCUCUGCCAGGUGGAAAGACAGCUUUUAAAAGGGGGCAUACAAGAAAUAAAAGUACAAGCAGCGCUAUGAGCGGCAGUCAUCAGGACCUCAGUGUGAUACAGCCAAUUGUAAAAGACUGCAAAGAGGCUGACUUAUCUCUGUAUAAUGAAUUCAGAUCUUGGAAGGAUGAUCCCACAAUGGAUAGAUCGUGUCCUUUCUUAGACAAAAUUUAUCAGGAAGAUAUCUUUCCAUGUUUAACAUUCUCAAAAAGUGAGUUGGCUUCAGCCGUUCUGGAGGCUGUGGAAAACAAUACUCUAAGCAUUGAACCAGUGGGAUUACAACCUAUUCGAUUUGUGAAAGCUUCUGCAGUCGAAUGUGGAGGACCAAAAAAAUGUGCUCUAACUGGCCAGAGUAAGUCCUGUAAACACAGAAUUAAAUUAGGGGACUCAAGCAACUAUUACUAUAUUUCUCCCUUUUGCAGAUACAGGAUCACCUCUGUAUGUAACUUUUUUACAUACAUUCGAUAUAUUCAGCAGGGGCUCGUGAAACAGCAGGAUGUUGAUCAGAUGUUUUGGGAAGUUAUGCAGUUGAGAAAAGAGAUGUCAUUGGCAAAGCUGGGAUAUUUCAAAGAGGAACUCUGAUGCUCUCUGCCUGGGACCAUGCAUGAACCUCCCUGAAUACCUGGAAAAUGGCUGAAUAUUUUUAUGGUUACUUGAUAUUUAUUACCAAGGAGUGGGCCCAAGACUUUUUCCCUCUUUUGCAGAUUACACUAAGAAGUACUGUGAUUUCUUUUAAAUUGACCUAUGCUGUGUUUGCUUACUCUUUAGUUGAACACACUAUAGAGAAUUACAGGUGUACUAGUGAUUGUAAUUUAUAGUUGCCCAAAAAACAAAAAUAAAAGCUAAAUAAAUAAGUACAUAAAUGUUAGAUUGAAUAUGUUUUUGCUUUCUCUUCUAGCUCUGACAUGGUAUGUAGGGUAAGCUGAAUGUAUUGAAUUGUAGCUUUCAAACUGCACAGCAGCCUGUGACAAGAAGAAGGCUGAGUGGACAGGAUCAUCUCUAUACCCCCACAAGAAUGACUCUAUUUUUGUCUGUUUUGUAUAUUGAGCCUCAAAGAAGGAUUUUAUUUAAAGAAAGAAAGAAAAAAAAACCACUUCACUAUAUCCAUCUAGAGAAAGCUACUGUUAGUAUUUCUGAAGAAUAGCUUUUUGGCUUUCAGAUGUUUUCUCCCUGCAUAUGCAUAUUUCUGAAACAAAAAGACUUCCUUUUUUUUAAUGUUUUUUUUAAAUGUGUAUUUAUUUAUUUUGGGAGAGAGGGAGAGAAUCCCAAGCAGACUCCGUGCUGUCAGCACAGAGCCCGAUGUAGGGCUUUAACUCACAAACUGUGAAUUCCUGACCUGAGCGGAAAUCAGGAGUCACAUGCUUAACUGAAUGAGCCACCCAGGUGCCCCUAGACUUACCUUUUAAAAAAAAUUUUUUUUUAACAUUUAUUUAUUUUUUGAUAGAGACAGAGCGUGAUUGGGGGAGGGGCAGAGAGUGAGGGAGACAGAGAAUCUGAAGCAAGCUCCAGGCUUUGAACUGACAGCACAGAGCCGGACGCGGAGCUUGAACUCAUGGACCAUGAGAUCAUGACCUGAGUUGAAGUCAGACACUUAACUGAGGCACCCAGGUGCCCCCUCUAGACUUACUUUUUUUUUUUUUUUUUUUAAUGUUUAUUCACCUUUGAGAGACAGAGAGAGACAGAGCAUGAGCUGGGAAGGGGCAGAUAGAGAGGGAGACACAGAAUCCGAAGCAGGCUCCAGGCUCUGAGCUGUCAGCACAGAGCCCGAUGCAGGGCUUGAA
This is a messenger RNA of Panthera uncia (snow leopard), 3229 nucleotides long. RefSeq names its product RAB3A interacting protein (gene RAB3IP). NCBI's taxonomy places the organism in Eukaryota, Metazoa, Chordata, Mammalia, Carnivora, Felidae. Gene Ontology annotation, molecular function: guanyl-nucleotide exchange factor activity. Gene Ontology annotation, cellular component: Golgi to plasma membrane transport vesicle. Gene Ontology annotation, biological process: exocytosis. The coding region runs from base 612 to 2030 and encodes 472 amino acids. The record is from RefSeq and is a predicted model, not a curated record. The transcript is spliced from 11 exons.